Clunio marinus is the source of this 393-nucleotide messenger RNA. The record is from the annotation of a GenBank genome assembly. Lineage: Eukaryota; Metazoa; Arthropoda; Insecta; Diptera; Chironomidae.
AUUUCUAAAUCAUUUUGUAAAAAAAAUCUUCAAUUUCUUAAACCAAAAUGUCUUGUUGUCCAAGUGAAUGUCAAAUUCAAAUUACUUGUCCAGAAGAGGCAGUGUGUUUCCCAUGCUCCCCCGAAUCCAUUUGCUGUCCACAACCAAUCAUUUGCAAACCAGCAAUUUGCGGCACUGUCGGACCUGUCGGAGAAUGUUGGCUUGAUACUCCUUGUGUAAUGAUGCCAGGAUGCUAUACUGCUGAACUUGUCAAACCUUACUAAGAAAUAACAUAACAUUGAUUGGCUGAAUGACAAAAUACCAAUUUAUUUGAUGAAAUUUUUUUCAAAUAAAUAUCUACCACAAUAAAAUCGAAAGUUAGAAAAUUCUCGACAGAUUUUGUAAUCAUUUAAA